This is a messenger RNA of Cydia pomonella (codling moth), 2213 nucleotides long. Its product is annotated as trypsin epsilon-like. NCBI's taxonomy places the organism in Eukaryota, Metazoa, Arthropoda, Insecta, Lepidoptera, Tortricidae. Gene Ontology annotation, biological process: proteolysis. The record is from RefSeq and is a predicted model, not a curated record. Bases 915 to 1553 code for a protein of 212 amino acids. The transcript is spliced from 3 exons. Gene Ontology annotation, molecular function: serine-type endopeptidase activity.
AGUGAUAACCAGUAAAACGGACAGAAACAAUGAGGAAGGGACAGUCUUUUAAAUGGGAUUUGAAAAUAGCAAGGGAUUGAGCGCGUUUUAGUUCGACAGGAAGUGAGUUCCAUAACCAAACAGCCCGAAAAGUGAAAGAGCAAUUAUAAAAUUUUGAGGAGGAAGGAGGGACAGAAAGAAGCAAAUUUUGUGAGGAUCUGGUGAAAUUUAAAUAAGUAAAGCGCUCUUUUAGGUAACGGGGAGGGAUUAAAGAGUAAUGUAUUCUUUUUAAAGAAGACAAAGAAUAUGAAAAUUACGACGAUAACGGAUUGGAAGCCACUUGAGUUACACGCGAAAAUGAGAAACGUGGUCAAAUUUACGCAAUCCAAAUAUAAACCGCAUGCGACAAUUAUUAUAAAACAAUAUAUUUAAAAAAUGUGAGUCUCCAUACAAGGAACUCAUUAUGUAGGGUAAUAAUGAUCGCCAUCAUGUAUAUCUCACUUCCGGUCAAGAUUUCGAUCGGGCAACCGGCCAAUUCGGUUUCAGCUGGGUCAAAUUAGGUAAAAAACCCGAUUGCCAAAAAUGCCACGUGCCAGUCGACAUGGUUUUUUUUUUAAAUAUGACCUUACUAAUAUAGAUUGCCAAUUGUGACGAACGGCCAGGGCCAACAAUCGAAGCCUGCACUAAGCAUACUCUGACAUACGGCCGGUUUUAUUUAAUUAACCCGAUAAUCGUUAUAGGCAAUGGACUGUAAAAAAUAAUGAUUAAUCGACAGGCAAAGCUAGCCAACUAUUUGACGUCAAGAAAUAAUGGCAGUAAGGCUAAUAAUCAUGAUAUGAGGCUUGAAAUUAGUAAUUGGGAAACAAGAAGGUUUCAUAGUCGGAGGUGCUUAUGUUGGUUCUAUUAAAGAUUUCCCUCAUGUCGCUGCUUUGUCGAUGAUUACCAGUGUCGAAGAAGAUGACAAUUUUCAUUGUGGAUCGUCCAUAUUGAACGAACAGAUUUUGUUAACUGCUGCCCACUGUCUUGAUGACGUCGUGAAAGUAACAGCAUUUGUGGGAAGCGUAGACUGGACGAGGGGAAAAUUACACCGCAUUGACCGCUACCAGCGGCACAAACAAUGGGAUCUAAAAACUAUCAUUAAUGACAUAGCCUUAGUUAGGCUAAAGAAAUCCUUGUCACUCGGGAAGACAGUGCAGAGAGUGAUAUUAAUGAAGAAACCGCUCAAAGCAAAAAUAGCGGACUUGGCAGGUUGGGGCGCAAGUGACAUAGAGGACUCCAAUCAAAAAAAACUACUUAAACACAUAAAACAAAAACUAACGACUCUUAUAGAGUGCAGAAAAGUCUUGCCCAUGGCACCCAACGGAACCAUUUGCGGCGGCGAGAAAAAAGCCAAGAAAAAUAUCGCUUCUCGUGGAGAUUCCGGCAGUGGACUCUUAGUUAACAAAAGUAUCAUUAUCGGGAUAACCUCCUUUGCAGACUUCGAAUUUCCGCACACUCUGAUAGCCUACACGGACGUAUCAUACUUCUUUGAUUGGAUUUUGAUCCAAUCAAGACGAUUAGCAUGCUCACCAUAAAGAAGAAGAAGAAAUCUAUGGAUGGAUUUAUUUAUAGUAUUAUUAAAUAAAAUGAAGUAAAAAAAAAUGCUAUUUAUAUUAUACCUUGCCGAUCUGUAGAUCAAUAUUGAUUGUUACAUCAAGCAAAUAUGUAUAAGGGAACAUAUAUAUAAAGACUUUCAUCUGUCAGCUGUUGUUGAAGUGAGAAUUUAUUCAUAGAAGACAUUUGUCGAUACAUUCGCCGAGUUUUCCAAUAUUCUUAUUCAGCAGAAUUACCUAUUCGGUUAAAGUGCCGAAUAUUCUGUAAAUAUUUUUUAUUAUGUUUGUCUCGUUGCUACACAGUUAAAGCUCCUUCAGAACUUUUUUAGUACCUAUAUAGUUGUGCCGUUCUCGAGAAUGUUCUCCGUUUACUAUAGGGAAUGUUUUCGCACGAGAACACAACUAUAAGUACCUACUGCAAGAGACGUGUUGUAUCCAUAGCAUGUUGUGAUUAUAUAUUUGGAGUAUUGAAAAUUUGUUCUAGAGACUAAUAACAUGUUAGUUUCUAGGGAAUGGCCUAGGAAUCGAUUUAUCUUUAGCUGCUAAUGUAAUUGAAGCGUUUUUUAACGGUUUAUUAGAAUGAUACAGACGAACCGAAUAACUCGGCCGAAUAUUCGUUUACAAUACACUCCACAUUCGGCC